Mytilus californianus (California mussel) is the source of this 5939-nucleotide messenger RNA. RefSeq names its product nucleolysin TIAR-like. The coding region runs from base 720 to 1823 and encodes 367 amino acids. NCBI's taxonomy places the organism in Eukaryota, Metazoa, Mollusca, Bivalvia, Mytilida, Mytilidae. Gene Ontology annotation, molecular function: mRNA binding; NAD+ poly-ADP-ribosyltransferase activity. The record is from RefSeq and is a predicted model, not a curated record. The transcript has 13 exons. Gene Ontology annotation, cellular component: cytoplasmic stress granule; cytosol. Gene Ontology annotation, biological process: cytoplasmic stress granule assembly; nuclear-transcribed mRNA catabolic process, nonsense-mediated decay; regulation of mRNA stability.
GCAGGGAAAAUGUUGAUUUGCACAAAGCCAACUGGAUAUUUAAAUGUUUGAGAGUUAAUAAUACAUGAAGCAAUACGAGAACGAGUGCAUCAGUGAAAAAGGUAAUUUCAAUUUCAUUUCAAAUGUAUGAAAUUCAGUCUUGGUUGAGAGAUUUUGCUUGGGAACUGUAGACUAUUUGUGGACACGGUUGACUAGAUCUUUGGAUAACAGAAGUUAGGAUGAAUCACUGAUUGAUCGUCAUUUAGAGGACCAGGAGACAUAUUUCACUUGUCACCUCUGAGGAGUCGUACCCUCAGAUCACCCAUGUCAUACCUUAACUUGUAAUGGAAACCAAUUACUACAGUUAACACCAAACAUUACCGUUUAUUUUACUAAUAGUUAGUUAUUAAUGCUUCUGCUUUUUAACGGCCACAAGUGAAAAAAAAAAAAAAGAAAAUUAGUGAUAAUCUUCUGUAUAACGACAGGAAAUUGUCCACAGCCGUGCAUGAAUGAAAAAAGUGAGGAAUAUUGAACAUAUUAUUAGAAAGCUGACACACACGCAUUCACCUGAUCUAUAUUGAACUGUGACAGUGUAUAAUUGUGUAGCGUAGUUCCUCGUCAGUCUGGAUCAAUUCAGUACUAUUGCUGCUUUACAGCUAGCCUCGGCCUCCUCAUUAACACCUGUUCCUCGGAUAAAACCCGUUGUUAAUCUUAGGAGGUUCGCCGGCAAUAACGUCAGGAUGCACCCGUACCAAUAUUACGUCCAGUAUGUUCCAAUGCCUAUAAAACAGUCAGAUUUAAUGGAAAUGAAAGUAAAUUGGGCAACAUCACCUAGUAGUGCACCAAAACAAGACACAAGUAAGCAUUACCAUAUAUUUGUUGGUGACUUGAGUAUGGACAUGGAACAACAACAGUUAAAAGAAGCAUUUCAACCAUUUGGUGAAAUUUCAGAUUGUAAAAUAAUAAAAGAUCCACAGACACUGAAAUCCAAAGGAUAUGGUUUUGUCUCAUUUGUUAAAAAAGUUGAUGCUGAAAAUGCUAUACAGAGUAUGAAUGGUCAAUGGUUAGGUAGCCGACCAAUCAGAACCAACUGGGCAACGCGGAAACCUCCUGCUCCGGUACCUAAAGAAGUAAAACAAUUAUCGUAUGAUGAAGUUUAUAGUCAAUCUAGUUCUACUAACUGUACAGUAUAUUGUGGUGGAUUAACACAAAAUUUAACAGAGGAAUUAAUGCGACAGACAUUUACCCAGUUUGGUCAGAUACAAGAAAUUAGAGUAUUUAAAGAUAAAGGUUAUUCAUUUAUAAGAUUUUCAGAAAAACAGGCAGCAGCACAAGCAAUAUGUCAAGUGAACGGUACAAUGGUGGCAGAACAACAAGUCAAGUGUUCCUGGGGGAAGGAAUCAAACGAACCUAGUCAGACCAACUCAUCAGCUGGAGGAGGCAGUGGAAAUGGUACACCACAUCAGAUGGUUAGUCAACCAUCACAACAACCGCCUUCACAACAGCAAUAUUCCGGUUCACCUGGUUCCUAUGGCCAGUAUUAUGCCAAUAUGGGUUAUUGGUACCCAGGUGCAUACCAAAAUAUGGGGCAGGGAUACAACAUGCAGUCAGGCUACCCUGCUGGUUAUGGUAGCUAUCCUUACAGCGGCAUGAAUAUGCCAAUGCAGCAAUGGGGACAGAUGCAAAUGCCUCCAGGUCAACAGUUCAACGGUCAACAACAAGGUAUGAUGGGAUACCAAAUGCCACAGGAUGACUUCUACGAUAAAAGUGAUAAAAGUAGUUACGAUCGACACGAUGAAUACUUUAAUGAUGCAAGUCCAGAACUAGGCUCCAAUCACUAUUGACAAUUUGAUCAGAAACCGUACAUGAAAUGUACGACAGAGCAUGCGGCGGAAAAUGGGAAUAGAAUUAAAAAAAAACAUAAAUGAUGUGUAAAUAUAUAUAUGUACAUAGUAUCAGGGAUAGGGGGGACAACUCUAUGGUGCACACAAAUCAUCAUCAUUUUACAUGAGAGUACUUGUUUUUAUGCUGGUUUUAUUUCAUUUUAUGCAUUUUACCAUGGGUUCUCUGACACAAAAAUAUUUUACAGUGCAAUUGAUAAAAGUAUUUUGUAAUACCUUGAUAAUUUUUGACAGAAUGUUGCUUUACUCAAUCAUGUCAGAUUUAAUUGUUUUAGAAAAAGCAUUAUGGUCUUGUACAGAAAUGUUUCUUCACAAAAAAGGUGCAGAUUUCUGGGUAUAUACCAAAGUUAAAUGUAGUUAUUUGUCCAUUUUUUUUCCUUUAAAAUAAUAAUGUCUAAAUUUAUUAUAAUUUUUAAGCCUCUGCAAUAUUUAUGGAAAUAUUAUAUCUAUGCAGAAGGAAAAUAGGAUACAAUAAUGGAAUUUUUGUUGAUUUUAAAUUGUUGCAAGGAUGCAACGAAACAUUUUUCAUUUUUAUAUAAAUAUAUCAAAAAGUGAAAUAGAAAUAAAAUGCUAAGAAAGCAAUUAUUAUAAGAACAAGUUAAAUCAUUAAUGAAUUUAGGUUACAUGCUGCAAUUAGUUUACUGUUGUGUGUUUUUGUAAGAAGAAGUAUUCUCAUUUCUAAUCAUGUGUACAUCAUUUCUCUGCUCAGUACACAACUGUGAUGUAAAUGUGAGGAAUAUGUGUAGAGUGUGGACGAUCGAAGAUUCCAUGUGCAAAAAGUAUAUGUGUGAACUUUCAGUUUCCUUGACUUUGAAUUUUUACAUUACUAUACCUUUGUAUACUUUAAACUGUAGAAUUCUAAAAUUAACUUUAUUAAGUUUGAUCCUUAAAGAUGAAAACAUUGAAGGAAAACAAAAAUGACUAUUUAAUCUUUAUUGUUCUUGUACACAAAAAUACCUCCCACUUUAUCAGAUUAAGUUGAUACUGUUGAACAUGGAAUCUUUAUUAUUUGGGUGAUGUAAAAACUGUUACUUAGCCUCACAGCUUGUGAUCUAUGUCAUAGACAGGGAUAAAGUCAUGAAAAAUUUAAUUUAUGGUAAAGAAAAUGUUUCUGGGCUAUACAAUAAUUUUUUCUUUUAAGUGAUUGUUUCAGUGUGAUUUUUUCUUUGUUUGUUUGGUAAUACAUGUAUAAAUCCUGUAGGUCUAGCAAAUUUACAAUAAUGAGGUUACCUAGGAAAUGGGCUAUUGGUAAAAAAAAAUCAUUUAUUUUAAUUCUCCAUGUAGUAAAUUCUAUGACUGUUCUAACCCUUGUUUGUGGCAUACAUUACAGAAUGUGAAUGUCUUUGUUGAUAUGUAGUGAUCUUUUUACAAGUUAUAUGUAAAGAUUUAUAUCUCUGUUAUAAGAAUUUUCUAUGAUUUGUUGCAUAAAAAUGUUCCUUUUGUUGAAAAAAGACAUGUUUUUUUAACAAUUUGUAAUGGAAAGUAUUAUUGUAUAACAUUGCCAUUUUAUGACUGUCUCUAAAAUGAAAUACACCAAAAAUGUCAUUUUUACCUGUUCCAUCUGAUAUUGCAUCAUAUGUAAAUAUAGCAUCAGAGGGUUAAAGGUCAUCAUUGUAAAAUAAAUGCUUCCAAUUUAAUGUCAUGCUUGUAAUAAUGAUGUUUUGUUGUAGCAGUGUAGUAUAGCACCCUGGUUAAAAACAUUAAAACAUGUAUAGCAAACAUUUUUGUAUUAAAAAAUACUUGGGCUAUUUUCUUUAAUAUUACUAUUUCAAAAAGUCUGAAAAAUAUAAAAAUAUUCCUAAAUUUCCAUUUACAUAAAAUUCUGUGAACUGAUUUGUUAUUGAAAAUCUAGAAUUGAAAGAAUUUAGUUUCACUUCAUAGUGUAGUAGAUUUUCCUACUUUUAAAGUUUUAUAUUAUUGUGUAGCAUCACUGAGUUAGGUGAUACUAAUUUGUGUAUCAAGUAGAAUCUUAGAGCUAACAUUCCUAAAAAAUGAAAGCUGAAUCAACCCAAAAAAAGACAAUUGGCAUUGAUUUCUGUAGAUGAAUGUUAUAAAACGAUCUGCUAGAUUCUACAAACAAACCAUAAUCUGUUUAGACGGAACAUAAUCAUCCACAAAUAUUAUGUAACUGUUCUAUUUUAUAGCAAUUUCAUUCUAUUAAUGGCUUUAUGCGGUGAAUUUAAUUUGCUGUUAAAGCAUUCUCAAGUUUAUUCAAAUGCAGUUUUAUUUUUGGUUAUUUUAGUUCAUUGGCUCUAAAUCAGUAGUGAUUGCUAAGGAGUAUUUAUGAAGUGGUUUUAAUCGGAAUCAUUACUAUUAAUGGAUUUCUCAAAGUAUAAAUACAGAAGAUAAAACACAUAGAUUACAAAUGCAUUUCAUGCAGUUAACAUGUUAUUCAGGAUACUGAUUACCUCAGAGUCAUAGCUAAAUGUUUAUUUGUCCAGUAAGGUAUAAUUAUUUUUUUUAUUUUAUUUUCACAUACCGAUAGUAAAAAAGUUUCCAGUAAAAAAUUAACUACCUGUUGCUUUUCUAUUAAAAUCAAUGGUCAUCGCUACACUAUAUCCUGGUAAUUUAAUUAAUCAGGCAUUUAAAUGUAAUUAUUGUUUAUGAAGAUAUUUUGUGUAAAGAUAACCCUACAUAAAAAUAGUAUAUAAAUGAUUAAAGGAAAUGAUUUAAGAACUGUGUAUGGAUGAACUACAUGAAUAUUAUUGAGUAAUUAUAACCAGGUGUUUAUAGAAUUUGUCAUAUUUAUUUGUGUGACUGUUAAGUUAUAGUGCUGAUGUGAUUUUAAAUGAAGCAACAUUUUUAUACACCCUGUAUAAUCUAGUUGAGUGUUGUUUUAUCAUAGUACAGUCUUGAAAUUAUCCUAUUUGAUUUAUUGGUACUGGUCAUUCCUUGAAUACCACCUGUUAGGUCAGGCAUUAAUUAUUGACAACUUUUGACAUGAAUAAUUAAAAGCCAGAGUAAUCUACACCAUUGAUCCGAGUAAGAUAUCUACUCUAUCACACCAUUAUAUUAUAAGAAUUAAAGCAUUUUACUGCUAAGAUAAGUAUUAUAUUAGUUACAUAUAAUAACAACUUAGCAUGACACUUGACCAAUUUGCACUAAGGUUGUUCUAUUUAUAAGUUCAUAACUCCCCAAUGCAUAAACCAUAUACUCUCUUGCUGACUUAAAGUAACGUGUAUCCAAAUAAGGAAGUUAUCUUUUUAAUAUCAUUGGUUUUAUAUUGUCUUAUGUCUAUUAUUAGUUUUCAUCUUUUAUACAGAUAUAUAUGAUAACAGAUUUGUUUUUAUUUGAGAAAGAAUAGGAUAAUUUCAAGACUUGUAUAUAUAUAAGUUUGAUAAUGUCUUAUUUAUUAUUGUACAUAAGAUAUUUAAAUUGUACAAAAAAAAGAAAUUUGUUGUAUAAAAAUUCAUGUAACAGAAGAGGUCUUAUUUCUUAUUUUUAUAUGAUAAAAAAUGAAACCAACAUUUUGUUUCCAGAAUAAGAUUUGUUUUGUGUUUUUUAUUCAUAUUUCAGGAUGAAACAAUUAUUUUAUGUAUUGUGAAGUUUGCAAUAGUGUACUUAACACGCAUAUAGUCAUAAAUUGCUUUUGAAAUAUUUCCAACUCCAGCUUACAAAAUAAUAACAGUUAUGUCUUGUCAAGCAAACACUCUCUAUUUUAUAAGAAUUAUUUAGUACCAAAAUUGCAUGUAAAACCAGUGCUCACAAGUAGCAUUCAGAUAAAUUGCAUUUGAUUAACAGACCAAUGUAUGUGAAUUUUGUGUCAAAUGUAUGUGUUGAUUUUGACCUUUGCAAGGUCAUAUGUAUGAAACAGUCAUGUUGUUGUCAGGGUGUGAAAAAGACCAAUAAACUUGGUCACAUGUUGUGUGAAAUAGACAUGGUCACAUGUCUUGUGAAAUUGACCGAAUGUGGUCUCAUGUCAUGUGAAAUCGACCUUACAUGGUCAUGUUUUGUUGUACAUGUCUGUUUCAUGUUGUUAUCAUUGAAAUCAUCAUUGUAAAUCAUGUGACAUAAAAGAGAAAAAUAUAAUUUGUACAUAAAAUAUCUCCUUUUAUUCUA